This is a messenger RNA of Carya illinoinensis, 2302 nucleotides long. Its product is annotated as protein-tyrosine sulfotransferase-like. Gene Ontology annotation, cellular component: membrane. The record is from RefSeq and is a predicted model, not a curated record. Gene Ontology annotation, molecular function: heparan sulfate 6-sulfotransferase activity. The transcript is spliced from 14 exons. The coding region runs from base 434 to 2056 and encodes 540 amino acids. NCBI's taxonomy places the organism in Eukaryota, Viridiplantae, Streptophyta, Magnoliopsida, Fagales, Juglandaceae.
GACCCCGUUACCAGGGGCCAUUCUGUCUUCUGCAGUAUGGCUUUGGUCCUCUCCUCAUGCAAUCUCCUCUGAUUCCGUGAUGUUAAUGGCGCAUCUUCAUAAUAAACAAAGCCAGGUGCUCCAAUGUCGAAACCCCCGCUCUUCUAAAACUGACUGUUCCCCGUAGAGAAGGGCCAGAAAAUCUGGGCUUGUUAUCGUUUCCCUAAACGAGAAAACCUCCGUUUGGCUGUCGAGAAAAUUAAAGCUUUGUGAACCUUUUGAGAGAGGAUCUCCGGAAGGUUCGAAAAGGCCGGGGGGUUCAGGUGGGGCCCCAUUGAUCGCGAGGGGUGUCCGUUUGAGCCCCAACAUAGCUUGGGGAAUUUAUGAGCUCGAGAUCCCGAAAAUCGGUACAGGGAUUUGUUUUCCGUGCGUUUCGUGGACUCUAUAUUAAUCGAUGCUCGGCUUUUCCCAUUUCCGGUUGAUAAGCUCGAAAAUUUAUUUCCUUUGUUUUUUGGUUGGCAGUGGUUGGAGUAAGAUGAGGUGGGUGGCUUGUAUUCUAAGAUGCUCCAUGUUGCUGAUGCUUCUGGGUUUGGCUUCAAUACUUGCAAAUGCCUCUCCCAUCAAGAAUGAUUUUGGGCAUUGUGAAAGAGUUGUAAAAAAGUGGGCAUUUUCUUCCCUUGAUCAAGAAGUUAAAGAAGAUAGACACACCUUGCAGGAUUUACUGUUUUUUCUCCAUGUCCCCAGAACAGGAGGCAGAACAUAUUUCCAUUGCUUUUUGAAAAAGUUGUACUCUAAAUCUCUGGAAUGCCCCCGUUCUUAUGAUAAGCUCCGGUUUGAUCCGAGAAAGCCAAAGUGCAGGUUGUUGGUUACUCAUGAUGACUAUAGCAUGAUGUCCAAACUUCCCAAUCAUAGAACUUCUGUGGUGACAAUACUUAGGAAUCCAGUUGACCGUGUUUUCAGUACUUAUGAAUUUUCAGUUGAGGUGGCUGCUAGAUUUUUGGUCCAUCCUAACUUAACGUCUGCAACACAAAUGGCUGGGCGUUUACGGGCUAAGAUGAGAGGAGUUAGUACACUGGAUAUAUGGCCAUGGAAGUAUUUGGUUCCAUGGAUGAGAGAAGACCUCUUUGCUCGGAGAGAUGCUAGAAGACAAAAAGGCUCAGAUGACACUAAGAGCAGUGGUUCAUAUGACAUGAAUGAAAUUUUUAUGCCAUUGCAUGAAUACAUCAACACCCCUAUGGCGCAUGAUAUUGUUCACAAUGGAGCCACUUUCCAGGUUGCAGGAUUGACAAACAACUCUUAUCUAGCAGAAUCACAUGAGGUGCGCCAUUGUGUACAGAAGUAUAAGAUUCUUGGUGAACAUGUGCUUCAAGUUGCAAAGAAGAGGUUGGACAAUAUGUUAUACGUUGGUCUCACUGAGGAGCACAAAGAAUCUGCAACAAUGUUUGCAAAUGUAGUUGGUGCACAGGUGAUUUCCCAGCGAAGAGCAUCAGCCAUGAGCCUGGAGAAUGUAGCUAAUGAAAAUUCAGAACAGAACUCUUUGUUGUCAGAUUCUGAGUUUGAAAAUGAUUAUGAUUUAGAUGACUUUGUACAUAGCACUAGUCAAGUUUAUCUUCUUGUGCUGCAGAACAGAACUCUUUGUUGUCAGAUUCUGAGUUUGAAAAUGAUGACCACCAGAAUAGCAGUGUUGACCACAAUGCAAGUCAGGUUGCUUCCACUGAAAAUGGUGAAGCAACGAAACAAAAUGAAGGAGCAAGGGCGCAGGCGCACUGCUUCUUUGAAGAGAAUCUCCCCUGCAAAAUUUUCAAAGGAGGGACGUCGUCAGGUUCCUGAAGUGGUUCUCCAGCAGAUAAAAUCACUUAACAGCCUUGAUUUGGAGCUCUACAAGUAUGCUGAAGACAUUUUUGCAAAGCAACACAAACAUACAAUGGAGAAGCUUUUUGCCAUAGAAAAGUGGGAGAGUAUGUUUAACAAAUCAGAUGGAGCUGUGCUAUGGAAAGUCUUUGCAUUGGCCACGACCCUGAUCUUACUCUUUCUUUUUGUAAAUUCAAGAAGAAGAAUAUCCAAAAUUAAGAUAUAAAUGUUUUUUGAUCACAAAUCGUAGGGGUUGCAAGGCUUACAAAAAUCGAGAGAUGCCAUCGAGUAGUUGUUUUCAAUUUAGUGUCCAUGCUCGGCUCAAGCCACUUAUAGUAGAAGCUCAACCAUGGACCAAAUAUUAUGUGCAAAGUGAAAGUUUGAUGAUAUUGCUUUUCAACAUUGCCCUCAUGAUGUAUUGCACAGAAAAUGAUUGGUCAAGACACUCAUGCAGUUGGAUUUUCCUCUUAAA